This is a messenger RNA of Talaromyces proteolyticus, 2595 nucleotides long. RefSeq names its product Nsp1-like C-terminal region-domain-containing protein. Gene Ontology annotation, molecular function: structural constituent of nuclear pore; phospholipid binding. Gene Ontology annotation, cellular component: nuclear pore central transport channel; nuclear pore. Bases 384 to 2399 code for a protein of 671 amino acids. The record is from RefSeq and is a predicted model, not a curated record. Gene Ontology annotation, biological process: RNA export from nucleus; protein import into nucleus. The transcript has 3 exons. NCBI's taxonomy places the organism in Eukaryota, Fungi, Ascomycota, Eurotiomycetes, Eurotiales, Trichocomaceae.
UUGCUGGAGUUGAGGCAAGUCCAACGGUCGUCGAGGGCCCAGCCCGGUGCCACACAUGGCCGGGUCGCGACUGCUGCCUGAGGCUGCCACGCCUUAGUGGAAGCUUAGGCCCGUCGCCAAGCCCAGUAAUAAUGCUAAUAAUCCGGCGCGUCGGCGAGCAGAACUUCAGGACCUGCGAAGAAUCCUAGCUGGUUAUAGCCUCCUCACAACCACGCUCACGCUGUACAGGGCUAGGUUCCGGAAAUCGAUCUCUUGCUGAUUGUGGCGCGCAGUGAAUUGUCGCUAAGCAGUUUUCGACUGGCGUUUCGUGUGUAGCGACUCUCGACGAUCGUCUGGUUUGCAUAGAGCAGCUAACCUCGAACACAACUGAACCGAUCCUAAUCAUGUCCAACAAUAACCCGUUCUCGUUCGGCACGCCUGCCUCUAGUGGAGCGCCUUCUGGGGGUCUCUUCGGCUCGAACUCGCCUUUCGGGUCCAACCAAGCUGGGUCGAAUACUGGUGGCAGCUUGUUUGGAAAGGUGGGUGGUGGUGCAUCGAGUGGCACCUCAUCGCCGUCGCUUUUUGGCACUUCCAAUGCCGCCUCAGGACAGACACCUCUCUUCGGUGCGAAACCAAAUACAGGCAGUGGUGCCAGUACGCCAAGUUUCAGUUUCGGAAAUCAGAAUCAGAGCCAGAGCCAGAGCCAGAACACCUCAGCAGCUCCUUCAUCGACUCCUUUGUUUGGGUCGGCUCAAACUCCCAACAAAACCGCCGAGGCAUCAGCUCCAUCUCAGACACAAAGCACCGCUAGUGGAAUUUUCGGAUCGAAGCCUAGUGGUUUAUUCGGCUCCAAUACGUCUACUACACCCGCCCAGCAAAAAGGCGGCCCAUCUCUCUUCAGCACAACACCAGCCAACCCUCCUCCAGCUAGUACCUCUUCUGGGUCAGCCCCGUCGUUAUUCGGUGCACAGAAUACCCAAAAAACUGUCUUUGGCGGAACAAAUACACAACAGACCUCAGCAGCUCCUCCCGCAACGCAAUCUCCAGCCAGCAAUUUGUUUGGACAAGCGGCAAGCUCUGGCGCUUCGAAGCCAUUGUUCGGCGCUACACCCUCUACGACCCCCGCAAGUGGUGGAACCCCUUUUGGUGCCGCCAAUGCAAACCAAACCCCAGCUCCUGAUUCAAAGACUCCUGCAUCCGAAGCUGGCUCGAAGCCUCUAUUCGGAAAUGCGCCGGCAGCCACCUCCGCCACUACACAAGCGUCUGCUAGCCCAUUCAAGUUUCCAACUGCCGGCGGCGCCAACACACUAUUUUCUGCGGCCUCAUCACAACCUUCAACUACUGUAGCAUCCACGGCCACGCCUCAAAAGUCAAUGUUUAGUGGACUAGGAGGGACUUCUUCCACUACUCCUUCUUCAACACCGGCAGCUGCACCUUCUUUAUUCUCAGGAGUGAAUAAGCAAGCAGGUACAACAUCAAACAAUGCUCUAGCUCCAACCACUACAACGACAUCAGGGCCAACACAACCAGCUUCAGGUGGUGUGUUAUUCGGUGCCAACCUUGCUGCCACUUCUACCCCUGCUACAACUGCAAAGGCUGCCACAGCUGCUGCAACUACUGCACCUACAGCUACAACCACAACGGCUCCGGCUACAACAGUCCCCGCGGAUACUACCAAGGCGCCUGCUACCACGACGCCUAAUCUCGGAGCUUCUACACUUGGACCAGUGCCGCCUGCUCAAUCACGCUUGAAAAACAAGACCAUGGACGAGAUAAUCACUCGUUGGGCGACUGACUUGACCAAGUAUCAAAAGGAAUUCCGCCAGCAGGCGGAGAAGGUUGCAGACUGGGACCGAAUGCUUGUAGAGAACGGUGCCAAGGUUCAGAAGCUGUAUGGAAACACAGUUGAUGCGGAGCGGGCUACUCAGGAGGUGGAACGCCAGCUUGCUUCGGUAGAAGGACAACAGGAAGAGCUCAACUCAUGGCUAGACCGAUACGAACGAGAGGUGGACGAGAUGCUUUCUAAGCAGGUUGGACCAGGCGAGACGCUUCAAGGGCCUGACCAAGAGCGUGAGAGAACCUACAAACUUGCCGAAAAACUAUCAGAGCGGCUGGACGAGAUGGGCAAGGAUCUUGGCAGCAUGAUUGAGGAGGUCAACAGCGCCUCAUCUACCCUGAGCAAGACGAACAAGGCAGACGAACCGAUCUCCCAGAUAGUGCGCAUUCUGAACUCGCACUUGUCACAGCUCCAAACCAUUGACCAGGGUACUGCGGAGCUCCAAGCCAAAGUCAACGCCGCACAAAAAGCAGGACAGUCGUUGGGAAGUCGACUGGGUGGAUACGGACAGAAUGGACAUAAUAUGGGCUUGGGCGGGAACGCCGUUGACGACUUUUAUCGGUCUUAUAUGGGACGUAGAUGAUCUAUCUUCAGCAUUUGGGAUACGAUAGUUCUAGCCGACUUUGACGGGUUUCUUGUUUGCUUUGUUGGGAGUGUAAAGCAUAAUACUGGGUCCGGUUUACUUCUUCAUAUUUAAAUAUCAGACUAGUCUAUUAGAAUUGAUGUCUAAUUUGACAUCCUAUUUAGGCAACUUAAACGAAAACGUUCCAGCUUUUGAA